AUGAGGUGGCCAUAUUUGAAAGAAGUUGCUGGGCCAAGAGCGGAGACCUUGUACAUAUUGGACUUUCCAUCUGGAGGAAGCAUGUUCAAUCAGCCUCUACAACCAAGCCUAAGGCAGUUUUCAUAUCCGUGCUCAUUUGGAUAUGCACUUUUUAAUAACAGUGGCAGCUCGAUGCCGGGUUUGCACAUUGACCUCUCUUUUGCUGACUUUAGCCAGCUUCAAAAUCCACCUCGGUAG
Molecule: messenger RNA, 237 nt
Organism: Dovyalis caffra
Lineage: Eukaryota; Viridiplantae; Streptophyta; Magnoliopsida; Malpighiales; Salicaceae
Source: the annotation of a GenBank genome assembly